Brachypodium distachyon (stiff brome) is the source of this 1038-nucleotide messenger RNA. RefSeq names its product pyridoxal phosphate homeostasis protein. The coding region runs from base 131 to 862 and encodes 243 amino acids. The record is from RefSeq and is a predicted model, not a curated record. Gene Ontology annotation, cellular component: intracellular anatomical structure. NCBI's taxonomy places the organism in Eukaryota, Viridiplantae, Streptophyta, Magnoliopsida, Poales, Poaceae. Gene Ontology annotation, molecular function: pyridoxal phosphate binding. The transcript is spliced from 7 exons.
AUUUCCUCAGAAAUAGAUUAACCACACACGACACGACUGCAACGCAUACGCGCGCCAGGGGCUCCCACCAACCACGGCGGCGGCAGCAGCAACGGCCACGGAGGAGGCCGGCGGAUCGGGGCCGGCGGCGAUGGCGUCCGCGGCGGCGGCGGAGGGCGCGGCGGCGGCGCUCCGGUCGGUUCUCUCGCGCGCGCAGCAAGCGGCGGCGCGGUCGGGGCGCGCGCCGGAGUCGGUGCGCGUGGUGGCCGUGAGCAAGACCAAGCCCGUGGGCGUCAUUCGCGGCGUGUACGACGCCGGCCACCGCUGCUUCGGGGAGAACUACGUCCAGGAGCUCAUCGACAAGGCCCCCCAGCUUCCAGAGGAUAUCGAGUGGCAUUUCAUUGGGAACCUGCAGAGCAAUAAAGCCAAAGCCCUCCUAGCUGGUGUGCCAAAUCUGGACAUGGUUGAGAGCGUAGAUGAUGAGAAGAUUGCUAAUCGUCUUGAUCGGGUAGUAGCUGAUUUGGGGAGAAAGCCUCUUAAGGUCUUGGUCCAAGUCAACACAAGUGGAGAAGAAUCAAAAUUUGGAGUAGAUCCCUCAGGGUGUGUGGGAUUAGCAAAACAUGUCAAAUUGAGCUGCCCAAAUCUUGUAUUUUCUGGCUUGAUGACAAUUGGGAUGCUUGAUUACUCCUCAACCCCGGAAAAUUUCAAGGCACUGUCAAGUUGCCGGAAGGAGGUAUGCGAUGAGCUUGGUAUACCAGAAGAGCAGUGCGAGCUGUCCAUGGGCAUGUCUGCUGAUUUUGAGCAAGCGAUUGAAAUGGGCAGCACGAAUGUUAGAGUUGGAUCAACCAUCUUUGGUGCAAGAGAAUACCCAAAGAAAAACUAGGAUAUCUAUGUAUAUUCAGGCCUUGUUGCAAGACUGAUAGAAUAUGUACGAUUCGCAUUGUGAUAAAUAUGUAUCCAUUUCCUCUAAAAUUUUACACUUUGAUGUUUACACCAUGUGCCAUUAAUAAUAUUGUUUUCUCACGGUGCUUCCUUUUGUUUAUAGCACGGGAAUCCCAA